AUGAAUCCCGAGGAUUCCACUAGUGGGUUCCGACAUGGCAAUGUGCUAAUGUUCAUCAAUGAGCAAAUGGCCAAGCAUAGAAAAGGCCCCGAGUUCUACCUUGAGAACAUGUCCUUGUCCUGGGAGGAGGUGGAAGACAAGCUCAACGUCAUCCUGGAGAAUACCAAGGUGCCCCGGGAAGCUCGGGAAGCCUGUGCCUGGGGCAGCCUGGCCUUGGGUGUUCGCUUCGCUUGCAGGCAAGGCCACUUGCAGGGGCGCAGAGUGCAGUGGCUGCAUGACUUCGCCAGCCUGCACAGGUCAGCGGCACAUGCCUUGGCAGCAGAAUUGAAGAAGCUCUCAUACCAGCAUGAACUGGAACGCAAGGAGAUGGCCUACCAGCUUCAGUUGGCCCACACCAAGCUAGCAGAGGUGGAGAGAGAGCGGGACCUGAUGAGACGGAAGCUAGUGUAUGCGAGAUUUGCCACCGCUAUGAGAAUUCUGAAAGAUUACAGGGGUUGCCAGCACCAGAUGCAAGCAAGGACUUCUGUGAUGAUGGUACAACGUCAUAACAGAAAUUUUCCCUAG
Molecule: messenger RNA, 564 nt
Organism: Psammomys obesus (fat sand rat)
Lineage: Eukaryota; Metazoa; Chordata; Mammalia; Rodentia; Muridae
Gene: Tex13b
Product: testis expressed 13B
Exons: 2
Coding region: 1-564 (187 amino acids)
Source: RefSeq, a predicted model, not a curated record